GGCAACUGGCCUGUGGACGGUCUUCACGCUAGGUGGGGUGGGGAGUAAACCAACGCCGCAGCUGGAGCAGUGUUCCCCUCUUGCUAACCAGAGUCUGCUGCUUCUGCUGGUCUUAGCUAAUUUGACCGACGCUCCAGAUACACCGAAUCCCUACAGGCAAGCUAUUAUGUCCUUCAAGAACACGCAAGAUAACACUGCUUUUUCAUCAUCAAAUCCGCAUGCUUUCCAGAUUAAUUUUAACAGUUUAUACACAGCUUUGUGUGAGCAGCAGAAAUCUGAUCAAGCGACUCUUCUUUUAUACAUGCUUCUGCAUCAAAACAGCAAUGUACGGACGUAUGUGUUGGCACGAACGGACAUAGAAAAUCUUGUUCUGCCAAUUCUUGAAAUUCUGUACCACGUUGAAGAAAGGAAUUCACACCAUGUUUACAUGGCUCUUAUCAUUUUGCUGAUCCUUACAGAGGAUGAUGGCUUCAACCGAUCCAUUCAUGAAGUGAUAUUGAAAAAUAUCACGUGGUAUGCUGAGCGUGUCUUAACAGAGAUCUCACUUGGGAGUCUCCUGAUACUAGUCGUCAUAAGAACCAUCCAGUACAACAUGACACGGACAAGGGACAAAUACCUUCAUACAAAUUGUCUGGCAGCCCUAGCAAAUAUGUCAGCGCAGUUCCGCUCACUUCAUCAGUAUGCCGCUCAGAGGAUCAUCAGUUUAUUUUCUUUGUUGUCUAAAAAACACAACAAAGUGCUGGAACAAGCCACGCAGUCCUUGAGAGGUUCCCUCGGUUCAAAUGAUUCUCCACUUCCUGAUUAUGCGCAAGAUCUGAAUGUGAUCGAGGAAGUGAUCCGAAUGAUGUUGGAGAUCAUCAACUCCUGCUUGACAAAUUCUCUUCAUCACAACCCAAAUUUGGUGUACGCGCUGCUUUACAAGCGGGAUCUCUUUGAGCAAUUUCGAACUCACCCUUCCUUCCAGGACAUAAUGCAAAAUAUAGAUCUGGUGAUCAGCUUUUUCAGCUCGCGAUUAGAGCAAGCUGGAGCUGAGCUGUCAGUGGAGCGAGUUCUGGAAAUCAUCAAGCAAGGAGCUGUUGCUUUGCCCAAAGACAGGCUGAGAAAAUUCCCCGAGCUGAAGUUCAAGUAUGUGGAGGAGGAGCAACCUGAGGAGUUCUUCAUCCCCUACGUUUGGUCCUUGGUCUACAACUCCGCUGUGGCUCUGUACUGGAACCCGCAUGACAUCCAGCUCUUCACUAUGGACUCCGGCUGAAGGAGAUGCCCCAGCCAGGCCAACUCAACUCCAUCUUCUUACAGAAAACAAAACUCCGCACCGCGUGUUAAUACGUGACCCCUUCCAGCGUGCACCCUCUGACCC
Fulmarus glacialis (Northern fulmar) is the source of this 1357-nucleotide messenger RNA. RefSeq names its product dymeclin (gene DYM). The transcript has 10 exons. Gene Ontology annotation, cellular component: Golgi apparatus. NCBI's taxonomy places the organism in Eukaryota, Metazoa, Chordata, Aves, Procellariiformes, Procellariidae. The record is from RefSeq and is a predicted model, not a curated record. The coding region runs from base 167 to 1252 and encodes 361 amino acids. Gene Ontology annotation, biological process: Golgi organization.